ACUGUCUUCUCUCCCUCACCAUCCAUUUCUAAUGAGUGAUAACCGUCUACCAUGUUCAUUAUGGGGAAAGUUUGCUGACCAAAUUAGCAAAGUUGCGCAAGAGUCUCUUGGUUCUGUCGUUAUUUGUUUGAUAAGGUGGGCCAAGUUAGGAGAAUACAAAGAGAUUAGGAGUAUUUCUAAUGCUUUUGAUGCUUCGGAUGUUUUAGUCAACCCAAUUUUGCCGGUUGUUGAUGACUUUAGGAGAAUGCUUCCAUCUAAUGGACUUGCCUUGACUAUCAUGGGACCUAAGCCUAGAUUUGAGCCUCUAAAGGUGCGUGAACAGAGGUCCUUAGGGUUACCUCUCAAGACUAUUGCCGAGCUUAAGUCCUCUUAUGAGAUUGAGAAGGUUAAGAUCUUCUGUACCAUUUUGCAAAUUGACUUCGACUACUCCUGGUAUUACUAUGCACACAUCAAAUGUAACAAAAAAGUCUUCCAAACUAAGAAACUUCUUAGCUCUGGUGCCAAGAAGAUAGUGAACAGAUGUGAGAAAUGUAAUGCAGAAGUUUCUGCAGUUGAAGCAAGGUACUGGCUCCACCUAGACGUUAUGGACAACACGGGGGAGACCAAGCUUAUGUUAUUUGAUAGUUUUGUUGAGAAAAUAAUCGGAACUCCUGCUUAUGAACUCUUGGAGGGCACUGAUGAAGCGGAACUUGAUGAUCCUCUUCCAGCUCCUGAUGUAGUUAAAAACAUCAUUGGAAAGACUUAUCAAUUUGUGGUAAGUGUUGAGCCAGAAAACAUCUCAAGAGGAAAUGAUGAAUACAAAGUGACUGAGGUUUUAACAAGUCAGAUCCUCAAUCAAGCUGACCCUAAAGAUGAAGGUGAUUAUCCUUUGGAUCUUUCAUCCAUGAGUUCCAGUGACCAGGUUUUGAUGCUGACUAAUAGUUCUGAUAAGGAGGGCACUUCCAAUGAUGUUUUCUCUACCCCAUCUUCAAAGAGAAAAGAAGAUUUUUCGGAUGGAUCUGAUCAAAACUCCACAAGCAAGAAACAAUGCAUGGAAAAACAAUCCGAUGUUAAAGUCGAUGGUGUCAUUGAUGUAGACAAUCCGAAGGAACAUGAUCUUCCUAAGUUCAUAAACAAACUUGAUGAGGCAGGUGAACAAGUCAUCACCAAAGCAAGUGAAGAAGAACAGAAAAAGGUUCUUUUGCAGAAGAUUAAGGUUGAGAAGAUCGAAGGUCAAGAAGCCAUCAACAAAGUAAGUGAAGCAGAACAGAAGAAAGUUCUUUUGAAGAAGAUUAAGGUUGAGAAGCUCGAAGGCCAGAAGGGAGGAAGCUCGAAGGCCAGAAGGGAGCAAAGUGAGUUGAGGGAAGACUCAACAAUCUAAAAUAAUGUUGAUCUCAUGGA
Arabidopsis arenosa is the source of this 1380-nucleotide messenger RNA. The record is from the annotation of a GenBank genome assembly. NCBI's taxonomy places the organism in Eukaryota, Viridiplantae, Streptophyta, Magnoliopsida, Brassicales, Brassicaceae.